Pseudo-nitzschia multistriata is the source of this 1545-nucleotide messenger RNA. Lineage: Eukaryota; Bacillariophyta; Bacillariophyceae; Bacillariales; Bacillariaceae. The record is from the annotation of a GenBank genome assembly.
CCCUAAAUUCCUAACUGACCACCCGGCCGCCCAUUGCACCCGCCACCACGCACGGCCUUAUCCGAUUCUCGUCUCCCGUCCUCCCUUUCUCACACACAAAACACUAGAAGCGAAAGGAUGCGAUCCACAAAGAACCUCUUCUUCUUCCUCGUCGUCGUCGUCGUCGGCCUCUUCCUCCCAACCGUCCGGGCCGUCACGGGCGAGGUCGUCAGCUGCCCCGCGUGAACCCUCAACAAGCACAAGGAGCUCCGGGCCUUUCUCAAGGGCGAUCCCAAGAGGGGGAUCGACGGAGAGAUCCGGCAGUACUCGGGCGUCACCAUCAACUGGAUCCGCGGGAAAAAGGCCGUCCUGACCAUCARGGACGACACCGGAUCGACCCUGGAGGAGGUCAAGCUCUACRACCUGAAAACGAGGGAGGAGAUGCACAAGCUCAUGGCCGACAAGGGMUUUGAAAARAAGUCCCGGGCCGAAAAGAUGGCCGAGAUUCAGGCCAAACAGGUGGAGCACCAGCUCAAGGGGAUGGAGUCCUCCGUGUACCAGACGGCGUCCUCCCUGUACCUGGUGGUGUUUGUGAUUGCCGGCGGUAAGAUCGAAACGGGCGCGGCGCGGCGCGGUGUGGCAGACAGAGGCCCGUUCCGCCCUGCCGCGUGGCUGUGUUGCGUUGGGUUUUGGCUUUGCAUUGUGUUGUUUUUUUUGUUUUGUUUGUGGAUUCGUCCCCCCCUUGGACACCGUCGAACCGAAAUCGUUCGGGCACCGAACGCAAUCGAUCUCACCCGAAACAACAACUGUUUGCCGUUCUACAACCUUGGUUUUUUGUCGCACCGAAUGCACGCUUCCUCUUGUCGUCGCCUGCCAGUGGGCGGGUUGUUUUUCUGCACCGCGAGUGGACGAACAAAACGAAGAAUGGCGGGUACUGGCGGCGGCGGCGGUGUGGUGUCGCGGGUGUAGUGGUGCGAUGCCCAACACAACCCAAGCAUCGCCGCCGAGCUAAGCUACGCGACGCGACGCACGUUUUGCUCGGAAGCAAGCGAAAAAGUGCAAAAUUCUCCGCCGCAGAGCCCCUUCCUGCCCACAACGAAAGGAAGGACCAGAGCCAUCGAGCGAUCGCCGUGCCCCCCCGCGACACCGGAAUGACGGCGCUCUCCCCCCCCCUCGGCCACCCCGGCGGUUUGCAAGGGGAGGGAGCGCGCCCGAGCGCGGUGGUUGGCCGAUGGGCAUCGGUGUUUGGCACGCAACGCGCAACGCAACGCACGCACGCACCAAUAUUACAUUCGAUCGAUCGCGGUUUGGUUUCCGCGGUGAAUGACGAGGUUUCUCGCUCCCGCCCCGUGCUUUGCUUUGCCACCCAUGGGGACGGAGGACGAGGCCCUUCCGARAACCGGAGAGCCGCGGUCGAAACGGGGUCCGAACGGCGGGCGGGCAACCGAUGGGGCGAUCGAGGAAGAAGGUGGGCGAAAACGGUGGUCUCGUGGUUCCGCCGCUGGCGAGACGGAUUCCGGUCGAACAMACCGAUCGAUGCGCUUCGUGUCCGGAUMGAAACGAAAA